Messenger RNA from Lasiosphaeria miniovina, 768 nucleotides. RefSeq lists its product as uncharacterized. The record is from RefSeq and is a predicted model, not a curated record. Bases 1 to 768 code for a protein of 255 amino acids. NCBI's taxonomy places the organism in Eukaryota, Fungi, Ascomycota, Sordariomycetes, Sordariales, Lasiosphaeriaceae. The transcript is spliced from 2 exons.
AUGGCCUCGCAGCCCGUCUUCAUGUCUCCCGCCCUCCCGACAGAGCUACUCUCCCAUGUCAUCCGCAGCUGCGCGUUUCCCACCACGCUCAUAAUCUGCUCCACUCGCGUCGAGUUUCUCUCGGCUCUUGCUCGCGACAUCAGACAGCAACAGAGCUCCCAGGAACCGGAAGCGCCGCCACCGUCGCAUGGCCCUCCAGAAGACGGCGUCGUCCCAGCCGAACAACAUGGGGAGGCCCACACUCCUGCUGCACAGCUACUCGCAGCUCCGCUGUACCAGGUGGCCGUCGCACGGCAUAUGCGCAUCGUGUUCAUGCCUACCGUGUCGCACCUGCGCGCCUUCCUGGCCGUCUUCUGCGUCGAGGACUCGACGAAGGUGUCUGCCCCGCCGCCGCCCCCCCCUGCCUCGCAACGCGACAUUGCUGGGGCCACGGACCCGGAGAAGGCCUCCCCCCUCUGCUCCUGCGAGUGGAGCGUGCAAGGGCUGGGCAACACAGCCGCCGUGUUCGUCGAGACGGCCAGGCGGGUCUCGUUCCAGGCUGUCGUCGUGGAACCCAAGGCCGCCGCCGCAGACGCACGGGGCGGCGGCGUCUCGGUGUUGGAGGAGAUACUGGCCGAGAGCGUCCCUAUCUUAAGCGGCAGCGCAGCGAGGACGCGGCUUAACCUAGGCAGCAGCGGGUGGGCCGAGAGGACGGCCGACGUGCGCCGCGUCUUAGGACGGUGGUUUCGUUUCCGCCCUAGCGGCUGGGACGGGGGGGGUGUGCCGUGA